Pipistrellus nathusii (Nathusius's pipistrelle) is the source of this 1005-nucleotide messenger RNA. Lineage: Eukaryota; Metazoa; Chordata; Mammalia; Chiroptera; Vespertilionidae. The record is from the annotation of a GenBank genome assembly.
AUGCCGAAGAGAAGGGACAUCCUUGCCAUCAUCCUCAUCGUGCUGCCCUGGACGCUGCUGGUCACCGUGUGGCACCAGAGCACCAUCGCCCCCCUGCUCACCGCGCACAAGGAUGAUCGCGGUGACCCCCGGCGCUCCGCCCCGCCCGGUGCGGACCCCAGAGAAUACUGCAUGUCCGACCGCGACAUCGUGGAGGUGGUGCGCACCGAGUACGUGUACACGCGGCCGCCGCCCUGGUCCGACACGCUGCCCACCAUCCACGUGGUGACGCCCACCUACAGCCGCCCGGUGCAGAAGGCCGAGCUCACGCGCCUGGCCAACACGCUGCUGCACGUGCCCAACCUGCACUGGCUGCUGGUGGAGGACGCGCCGCGCCGCACGCCGCUGGCCACGCGCCUGCUGCGCGACUCCGGCCUCAACUACACGCACCUGCACGUGGAGACGCCCCGCAACUACAAGCUGCGCGGCGACGCCCGCGACCCGCGCAUCCCGCGCGGCACCAUGCAGCGCAACCUGGCCCUGCGCUGGCUGCGGGAGACCUUCCCGCGCAACGCCAGCCAGCCCGGCGUGGUGUACUUCGCGGACGACGACAACACCUACAGCCUGGAGCUCUUCGAGGAGAUGCGCAGCACCAGGAGGGUGUCCGUGUGGCCGGUGGCCUUUGUCGGGGGCCUCCGGUACGAGGCCCCGCGGGUGAAUGCGGCCGGGAAGGUGGUCGGCUGGAAGACGGUGUUCGACCCCCACCGGCCCUUCGCCAUCGACAUGGCCGGGUUCGCCGUCAACCUGCGGCUCAUCCUGCAGCGGAGCCAGGCCUACUUCAAGCUGCGCGGCGUGAAGGGGGGCUACCAGGAGAGCAGCCUCCUCCGCGAGCUCGUCACCCUCAGCGACCUGGAGCCCAAGGCCGCCAACUGCACCAAGAUCCUGGUCUGGCACACACGGACCGAGAAGCCCGUGCUGGUGAACGAGGGCAAAAAGGGCUUCACGGACCCCACGGUGGAGAUCUGA